Caretta caretta (loggerhead turtle) is the source of this 3506-nucleotide messenger RNA. NCBI's taxonomy places the organism in Eukaryota, Metazoa, Chordata, Testudines, Cheloniidae. The record is from RefSeq and is a predicted model, not a curated record.
GGCUCGGGUUACAGGUCUCCCAUUGAAACUCCCCUGCCACAUUCCCAGGUCAACACUCCCCCCUCCCUGCUGCGUCACACACCCCAGACAGGUUGGGGUCAGCUCUGCCUGGCCUGCUGGAUGGCCCAUUAAGGACCAUCAGCGAUACAAGUGACCCAUUGAGGGAAGGCAGACACGCCUGGGGACUCAGCCAGGUGGGCAGGGCCCUGCCUAUGGACAGGACUCUGGGGUUUUCCAGGCCAUGGGCUGGGCAGCUUGUCCUUGGGACAAAGAAAGAGAAGCCGCAUGGCAAGAGACUUUGAAAAGCUGCCGCAGCUCCUCCAUCUUCUCUUCAGUCCUGCUUCUGGCCUCUGGAGGGACUUUGCUGCAAACGGGAAGCUCUGAACCAAGGACUGAAGGACCCGUCCCAGCUGGGGAUGUUCUCCAGAGACUUGAUUUGAACCUGCAGCUUAUUCCACCCCUGCUGCAGGCCUGAACCAGGAACUCUGCCAUUGCUGUGUGUCACUGAUUCCACUGAACCAGUUCUAGCUCUCAUCUCCCGCUCUUUCUUUCGAUGAAUAACCCUAGAGAUUUUAGAUUGUAAAGGACUGACAACAGCGUGAUUCGUGGCCCCGGGCCCCGUUCCGUGGGGCGAAGCGGAGGAUUCUCCCCCCCCCCCCCCCCGGCGCCAGCUCUAUGGGGCUUCUCUCAGCUCUCCGCAGGGCUCUGGGCACAUCAAGGCAGGGCCCACGUCCCAGGAGCAGGAAGGGCAGUGGCGGGCCAGGGCUGGCGGGGGAGAGCCCCGUGCGGGGCGUGGUACGCAGCGCGCGUGGCUUCGUCCUGGGCAUGACCCUGGCCAGCCUCUACGGUGCCCUGGUACUCUUCGCGCAGAGCUACAGCAUCUGGUACUGUCUGGUGUCCACCGCCACCCUGGGCACCGGCCUGGGGCUGGGCAUGGCCUUCUCCAGCAAGGUGCGCGUCACCGUCCUGCUCAUGCUGCCCCACGUCUUCUCCAAGCAGGGGAAGAACAUGCUUCUGCUGGUGGCGCUGGGCAUGGCCAUGCAGGGGCCCUGCGCCAACAUCCUGCGGAACUUCGCCCGAGCGGCCCAGUCCGUGUCCUGCGGGGCCGAGCUCACCCUCAACCAGACGGCCGAGAUACUGCAGAGAGCCAGGGAGCCGCUGCUCAACGCCCUGACCAGGAUCAAAGCCAUCGCCCAGAAGGCCAAGGUGGUGGGCGACCGCGUCCGCAAGUUCUUCCGCUCCGUCAUGGACUCCGUGCGACACAUUGCCCGGGCCCUGCGGAACGUGUGGUACUGGUUGGUGCACAUGGGCGAGGUGUGCAACCAGGAGCUGGGUGCCCCCUACACCAAGUGCCUGCGGCUCUUCGACAAUGCCAAGGAUGAGUGUGAGCGUGUCAUCCCCGCCCUCUUCUUCCUCUGCUACAUCCUCCUCCUCUUCAAGCCGCUCUGUGGCCUGGCCAAUGUGCUCCUGGUCUUCUGCGUCAUCCCCCAGUACGUGGGGCCCUUCCUGCGGAGCAAAGUCGUGGCCCCUGUUCUGAGGGUGCUGAACCGCGUGCGCAGGGAGUUUGAGUUCAACAUCUCGGCCGUGAACCAGUUCGACGUCAGCCUCAACUCCACCAAGAGCCUGGCCCAGGUGGCCCUGGACAUCAUGGAGGCCAUUGGCCUGCGGCUGCAGCCGGCCCGUGAGGUGCUGAGCCUCUGCACACACAUCUCCUCCGUCGUCCUCCUCUUCCUCUACCUACAGGCCCUACUCUAUCGCAGACGGUACCUGCACAAUGACGACUUCGACAAUAUCUAUAUCACCGAGCGCUUCCUGGCCAUGGACGUACUGCGGGCGCGGCAGGGCAGGCCCACUGUGCUGCCCCUCUCCGCGCGGGAGAGCACCAAGUACAUCUGCCCGGGCUCCCCGUUCCUGUCGCGCCGCGAGCGCUCCGGUUACAGCCUGGCCCUGGUCGGCGUCCUGCGUCACGUGCUCCUCGGCCUCACCCUCAUCCUCCUUGACUACGGCGUCUUCUGGCUGCUUGACCUGGUCCGCUACCAGCUGCACGGCGAGAUCGUCGCCAGGGCCCCCGUGGUGAUGAGCGUCAGUGUGAACGGGACGGGCUACACGGGCGAGAUCUACCGCGACCUGGUCUCGUCGUUCGACGCCCUGCAGCGUGGCAACGUCAGCGUGCUGUCCCGCCGGUGCCACCUACGUCCCGCCGAGCCGGACUACCGCACCUACCUGCUUAUCGGCCUCAUGUAUGGCGUGUGCUUCUUCAUCGCUAUCUUCGGCAGCUACGUGGGGCGUUUGCGCAGGGUCGUGUGCGCCUCGUAUUACCCCUCCCGCGAGCAGGAGCGGACAUGUUUCCUCUACAACAGCCUCCUGACGCGGCGGACAGGCCUGGCGAGCUCCCUGCUCCGGGCCACGAGGCAGCGGGCAGCCGACGAAGGCCACACCAACCUGCUCCUCAUCCUCGCCUCCAGGUUGCCCCUGUGCGCCUGGCUGGCGCGGAGGAUGGGCGUUCACCAGCAGUACUGCAUGGGAUGUGGGCGCAUCAGCGGGGGGGCCGCCAGCCAGGACUUCAUCACCUGCAUCACCCCUGACUGCAGAGGGAUCUACUGCAGGGCAUGCUACCAGCAGCUCAGCAAUGUCUGCGCCAUCUGCAUGGCCCCCCUGGCCUACCAGGGCGACGUGGACGAAGAGAUCGACUCCAGUGACGAGGAGACCGUGGGGCUGUGGCUGGGUGCCCUGCGGGCGCUGCGAGGGCAGGAGCAGGAGCAGAGGUGCCGACUGCGCCAGCUGCUGCGAAGGCGUAUCCGCCAGAGGGUGCAAGGCCAGGGGUCCUGCCGGCGCCUGCCCCAGGAGCUGGCCGAGUGGGUCUGGGCCCAGCUGGAGGAGGAUGAGAGCGGAGACAGCACUCCCAGCCCCAGGGCAGCAGCUGACGACAGCUCCAGCGACCUGGACUUCGGCUACCAGAACCAGCCUGAGGACAGUGACGGGGAGGGAGGGGCCCUGCCGGGGCCCAGCCCCCCAGAGCGUGGGGAGCUGGAGGAAGUGAAGACAGUCCCAGAUACCAGCCAGUGAGGGAAGCACCAGCAGCCUGGCCCGUGCCAAGGAGACAGAUGCACAGGGCAGGUGGGGGCACUGGGCAGAUGGUCCUGCCCCCCAAUGCCCAUCUGGCUUCGGAGCUGCACAGACUCUGGCCUGGGCACCAGGGGGCUUCCCCCUGCCUGGGAGCCAGUCCCCAGGGACUGUGCGGGAGGUGCAGCCAUUAAUAAAGUGCCCUGGGGCUCAAGCUGAUCUGUGCACUGAACUCUCUGCCACCGGGGGAGGGGGGGGCGGUGGCUCUGGGUGCAAGACGCCCCCCAGCAGGGCUAUAAGGAGAGGGCCUAAUGUCUGCAUCCCCCCAUCUCUCUGUGGCCAGGGGCUGCUGUUACCCUAGAACCCCCCAUUUUUCCCCUGCCCCAACAGGGGGUGCUAUUGACCCUACAGAGCCUGGGCUCCAGGGCCAGGAGCAGGAUCAG